UGGUUCUUUCCUCCAUUGACACACAUACAGACCAAUAGCUGACUCCCUGUUUGGCUUUAGCCACUGUAAAAACACGACGGUAUAACUACGUUGUUAUAAAGCAGUUCAUAUUAAAGCUGGUCAGAGUGGAGCAGCGAAUCUGAAAGUUCAAAAUGUCCCGGGAACAGCUCGCUGUGCAACGGGCCAGAAAGUCUUUCCAGACAGGAAACACCAAGCCUCUGGAGUACAGGAUUCACCAGCUGAACAGUCUGCUCCGCUUCAUCACAGAGAGACGGAGGGACAUCGCAGAUGCUGUUAAAAGGGACCUCGGCAAGAGUGAACAUGGGACGGAGCUGUUUGAGACUCUGGGACUGGAGGGAGAGAUCAAGCUGGCUAUAGAGAAGCUGGCAGAGUGGGCAGCUCCUCGGCCGGUUGAGAAGAACCUCCUCACCAUAUCAGAUGAGGUUUAUGUUCAGCCAGAGCCCCUGGGAGUGGUCCUCAUUAUUGGAGCCUGGAACUACCCCUGGGCUGUCACACUCCAGCCACUGGUUGGCGCUAUCGCUGCAGGUAAUGCAGCUGUAAUAAAGCCAUCUGAAGUCAGCUCACACUCUGCCAAGGCCAUGGAGGACCUUCUCCCUCAGUAUCUAGACAAAGAUCUGUACCCGGUAGUGACAGGUGGAGUGGCAGAGACCCAGGAGCUGCUGAAGCAGAGAUUUGACCACAUUUUCUACACAGGCAGCAGCACUGUUGGUAAACUGGUGAUGGAGGCUGCUGCUCGCCACCUCACCCCAGUGACCCUGGAACUGGGAGGGAAGAGUCCCUGCUACAUCGACAAGAACUGUGACAUCACUGUUGCAUGUCGGCGCGUCACGUGGGGAAAAUUUGUCAACUGUGGUCAGACGUGCAUUGCUCCAGACUAUGUUCUAUGUGAACCCUCCAUCCAGAGCAGAGUAGUGGAGGAGAUCAAGAAGAACAUCAAGGAAUUUUACACAGAUAAUCCAAAGACAUUUGAGGAUUAUGGACGGAUUGUCAACCAGCGACACUUUAAGAGGGUCAUGUCUCUGAUGGAGGGGAGCACAGUUGCUGUUGGUGGAGACAGUGAUGAAUCCCAGUGCUACAUAGCCCCGACUGUGUUGAAAGAUGUUACAGGGGAAUCUAAAGUGAUGAAGGAGGAGAUCUUUGGGCCUCUGCUGCCCAUCAUCACAGUGAGCGGUGUAGAUGAGGCCAUCCAGUUUAUUAAUGAGAGAGAGAAACCGCUGGUUAUCUAUGUCUUCUCCCAUAACAAGAAGCUGAUCAAAAGGGUAAUAGCUGAGACAUCCAGCGGAGCUCUGCUGGCUAAUGACUGUCUGGUCCAUUUUACUGUCAGCGCUCUGCCCUUUGGAGGAGUUGGUAACAGUGGUAUGGGCUGCUACCAUGGCCGGCACAGCUUCGAUCAGCUCAGCCACCUGCGGAGCUGCCUGAUCAAACAGCUGAAGAUGGAGGGAGUGAACAGCAUGCGUUACCCGCCACACACUGCCAAGAAACUGGGCUGGGCUCGAUUCCUUCUGCUUAAGCAGGUCAAUGUGUGCAGGCUGCGCCGCAUGGCACUGCUGGCCAUGUUGGCUGGCUUGGCAGCAUUUGUGGUGCAGAGGUUCCUGAGAUGAGGCUUAGAUCCAGAAACCACUGGCCUACAGUUUGAACCCUGUGCUGGUGCAGGUGAUCCUGGGAUAGCCACAUGGACUCCUGCCCUAUAGUGAAAUAUAGCACUCCUGUGAUUUACUGGUCCAUAUCAUUUCUCCUUCAUGUACACAUAUGUAACUGAUUUACGUCCUUUUUCAUAUUUCUUUUUUUGUUACACCUCAAGCCGCUAAUGAAGGUUUUAUUGCCUUACAUCAGUUUUAUAGAAAUCAAAUCUAAUGUUUUUAUUCAACUUUGACAGUUUGCAGUGAAAAUUUCCAUCACUGCUAAUGAAUUUUGUCUCACUACACAAUGAAAUGAUCAUACACACAGACUACCUUUAACAUGCUCAGUGAAUAUGCUUUUAAUGAUGUCAGUUCUUAGCUCUGAUGUUAACUCUGUUACAAACUUUAUUUCAGUUUGAAUAGAAUUAAUUCUAUUGUGGUUUCUGCAAUUAAACAUCAACCAGUGUUACAAUUUA
Messenger RNA from Lates calcarifer (barramundi perch), 2116 nucleotides. Its product is annotated as aldehyde dehydrogenase family 3 member A2. The record is from RefSeq and is a predicted model, not a curated record. Gene Ontology annotation, molecular function: aldehyde dehydrogenase (NAD+) activity. Gene Ontology annotation, cellular component: cytoplasm. The transcript has 11 exons. NCBI's taxonomy places the organism in Eukaryota, Metazoa, Chordata, Actinopteri, Centropomidae. Gene Ontology annotation, biological process: aldehyde metabolic process. Bases 153 to 1622 code for a protein of 489 amino acids.